UGACAUACCGGUUUCCGCCAUUUUCUACAUUAAACGCUAAGUUACCUUGAGAAGAAAUUUAGACCAUAGUUGGUAUUCGCCGAGAGUCUCUCAAAUAAUAACAUUUUGUAACAACACACCUAUCGGUAUCUGAGCAUGGAAGACGAAAGCCACCCAAAAACACUAUACGUGGGAAACCUGUCAAGAGAUGUCACGGAAAACUUAAUUCUUCAGUUGUUCACGCAGAUAGGACCUUGUAAAAGCUGUAAAAUGAUAACAGAGAUAUCUGUGUCUGUUUUGCAGCACACAAGCAAUGACCCAUAUUGCUUUGUGGAGUUCUUUGAGCAUAGGGAUGCAGCUGCUGCGUUGGCAGCCAUGAAUGGCCGGAAGAUCCUUGGAAAGGAGGUGAAGGUAAAUUGGGCCACAACUCCAAGUAGCCAAAAGAAAGAUACAUCCAAUCACUUUCAUGUCUUUGUGGGUGAUUUGAGUCCAGAGAUAACUACUGAAGAUAUCAAAGCUGCCUUUGCACCAUUUGGAAAAAUCUCGGAUGCACGUGUGGUGAAGGAUAUGACAACUGGGAAAUCUAAGGGGUAUGGAUUUGUGUCCUUCUAUAACAAACUGGAUGCAGAGAAUGCCAUCGUGCACAUGGGAGGACAGUGGUUGGGUGGACGGCAGAUCAGAACAAACUGGGCCACUCGGAAGCCUCCUGCUCCCAAAAACGCACAAGAGAGUAGCUCGAAGCAGCUGAGAUUUGAAGAUGUGGUGAACCAGUCGAGUCCUCAGAACUGCACCGUAUACUGUGGGGGGAUUCAGUCUGGCCUCUCAGAACACCUCAUGCGACAGACAUUUUCACCAUUUGGACAAAUCAUGGAGAUCCGGGUUUUUCCUGAAAAAGGCUAUUCUUUCAUCAGGUUUUCUACUCAUGAGAGUGCAGCCCAUGCCAUUGUCUCUGUGAAUGGAACCACCAUUGAGGGCCAUGUUGUUAAGUGUUACUGGGGCAAAGAGUCACCUGACAUGGCCAAAACUGUACAACAGAUGGACUACAGCCAAUGGGGACAGUGGAAUCAGGUGUAUGGAAAUCCCCAGCAGCAGUAUGGUCAGUAUAUGACUAAUGGCUGGCAAAUGCCAUCCUACGGCAUGUACGGUCAGACGUGGAAUCAGCAAGGAUUUGGCAUGGAGGACUCCAUACUGGCAGCUGCCCAGAACAUGUCAAGCCCCAUGUGUUCUCCUCCUAGCAGGCAGUCACAAUCCCCAGGCUGGAUGGGAGGAUUCGGCACUCAGUCCUCUCAGGCUCAGCCUGGCCCAGUGAUGCCCAAUCAAUCCACCUUUGGCAUGGCUGGCUACCAGACACAGUGAGCGGGGCCGUGCUAAACGCAGUCACUCAACUCAACGAGUGGAAACUGGCCCCACAUAGAGAAUGGUGAUGCUGAGAUGAGAUUGCGUACCACGCCUUGGAGGAAAGAGUAAAACCAGUUGAAGUUUUUAAGAGACUUAAUGCUGAAUGCUCAUGGCUGAAUAGGACCUAAUGCCAUGAAUUGGGAAAAUGAAAUAUAUUGGCUGACACAUGUCUGUAUAACAGAAAUUCUCCUUUUGAUUAUUUUCUUGCUGUCUCAUACUUUUGGUGAACUGAGAGGCGAGACGUAUAAGACAUUUCCCCCUCCUUAUUUGGGUUUAUGACUACACAUGGUCUAAACAGCUGGCAAGGGAUAAUGUUCCUUGUUUUUGUCCCAGAUUUGGAGACAGGGUUUGCACUGGUACAUUUAGAAAUGUUUGAAAUGUUUAGUUGUAGAUGUAGUGACGCUUUUUAAUCUGAAAAGAAAUUGCCCCAGUGGGCUGAAGAUAAACGUGCUUAAAGUCCAUCACUUUUCAUUUUGUACGUAAAGCACCAACUGUCCUAUUUUAACAAAACAACGUAAGUCGAGACACUUUGGGGAGUUCUAAAAGACCCAUUUCUUGUAAAUGUUUCCGUGUACAUGAAUUUCUAUGUGCCGUUGUCUAUAGUUCCCCUCUUCAGCUUCGCUCUGCAUUUCAGCACAGUAUUCUUCUCUCAGCAGGAUCUUAGAUUCAGUGUGGAAGUCUCUGUAGCUAUUAUUUAGCUGACAUCUUUUAGUCACUCUUCAUUAUGGACUUAAGUUAGCAAGGGCAAUGUGUACAUAACCUUUGAUAACGAUGUAUGAAAGUAAGUUUGUUUUUAUUUUCCAAAGCAUGCAUUCUUCAUUAUAGAGUUCUACAAAUUGAAUGCUGUACAUAGCACACUGGUACAAAUUGCUUGACUGACAUAUUGAACCAAUCCAGUGUAAUUUACAAAGAAGCCUUAAUUUUAAUAGGUCAGUUCAUGCAUCAUUUUGUAACUCACAGUUUGAAGCUCGUGGUAGAGAGCUGAUGAUUUGUUGUAGAGCCCUUUUGCACUUCAGUGUUCAUUUGCAGAUUUGGACAGAUAUGUGUGCCAUUUUCAGCUGUUGAGCAGGGUGAGUUUUCCACUUGUUAGGGUAAACUGCAUGUUUUUAAAAUGUGUUGUUGGGGUUGCUAAAUGAAUGUAAAGGGCUGAACUGUUGGAUUAUACUCAAGAUUUUGAAAAUGUAUCCAUUGCAUCAGAGGAGAAACCUCCAUAAAUUGAUAAUUGGAUAUUCUUUUCAGGCAUCAAAGUUGAACCCAACGCAAAACAUGGCUGCAACUUUAAGGCGUGUAAAAAAUAAAACUAGAACACUUGUA
Messenger RNA from Alosa alosa (allis shad), 2691 nucleotides. It is a transcript of the gene tial1, whose product is annotated as TIA1 cytotoxic granule-associated RNA binding protein-like 1. Gene Ontology annotation, molecular function: DNA binding; mRNA binding. The transcript is spliced from 13 exons. Bases 136 to 1335 code for a protein of 399 amino acids. The record is from RefSeq and is a predicted model, not a curated record. NCBI's taxonomy places the organism in Eukaryota, Metazoa, Chordata, Actinopteri, Clupeiformes, Clupeidae. Gene Ontology annotation, cellular component: cytosol.